AUGUUUACGAAAAUCAAAGGAAAUUUCGAUGGUUUAAGACCAGAAUUGAUGAAGAAAGAUCCAGUUGAUUCUUUAAAGAAAGCUGUCGAGCUUGGAUUGAAAGUUAAAUUAGAUCUUUUACAAUCAGCUUACGAAUGCGGAGCAGCUAAGUGUUCUAAUUACUUGGAAGAAUUACUAUCCGCUUAA
Molecule: messenger RNA, 186 nt
Organism: Trichomonas vaginalis G3
Lineage: Eukaryota; Parabasalia; Trichomonadida; Trichomonadidae
Exons: 1
Coding region: 1-186 (61 amino acids)
Source: RefSeq, a predicted model, not a curated record